This is a messenger RNA of Beauveria bassiana ARSEF 2860, 747 nucleotides long. RefSeq lists its product as uncharacterized. Lineage: Eukaryota; Fungi; Ascomycota; Sordariomycetes; Hypocreales; Cordycipitaceae. The record is from RefSeq and is a predicted model, not a curated record. The transcript has a single exon. Bases 1 to 747 code for a protein of 248 amino acids.
AUGGCGUCGUGGUACGCGAGCAUCGUCACCAAGACGUCGUCGCAAAUCUCGUCGCUGCGCUCCACGCUCCUCUCUGGCGAGGCCGACGGCGACACAGAGGAUGACACGCACGUGUGCCGCGUCCUCCGCAACUACUACACCGACAAGGGCCGGCCCCGGCCUUCAUGGCUGCCGGCGGACCCCAAGGCCGCUCAGCCGCCGCCGCAGACUCUCUACGCCCAGCCGCAGCUCGGCUCACGCUACGGCGGCCUUAAUAACUCGGCGCAGGGCGGCGGCGGCGGCGGCCUCCCUGCCUCGGCCAGCCUGGCAAGCCUCUGGGACAGCGGUGGCUCUGGCCAGCAGCAGCCGGUGCAGACGCCUCAGAGCCUGCGUGCGGGGCGCGGAGGCGGAGGCGGCAGCGGCAUGCUGCAUCCAAACGGCAGGGAAGAGGUGGCAUCGAGACCUUCGCUGCCGGGUCAGCGCUCCGGUAGCUAUUCAAGUGUGAGCGGCCAGGCGGGCGGCAGUGGUGGUGGUGCGACGGCGCAGGAUCGCCUCAGGCAGAGACUCUGGGGCGCCGCGCGGGCGGCGAGCCCGGUGACGUCAAAUCAGAAUGUGCCACCUCCGCAAGGCGGUGGCGGUGGCCAGUAUGAUGGCGGCAGGGGCGCAGGAUAUAGCAACGGCGGUGGCGGCGGAGGGGAUUCCUACGGCAGGAGAUCGCCAGGUGGACAGCGACAAGGCCUGCCUAGCGGUCCGAGAGGGUACAGGUAA